UUCACACUGCUGGUGCUUCUCCCCUUCUUCUUACUCUCUCUCUCUCACUCUCCCUCUCUCUCUCGGCCUCAGCAGCGGGUUACAACCUCAAACUUCUUCUUUUUUUCAACAUGACGACGACAACUUUUACGCGGAGACCAUCCGGACACUAGCUGCGAAGAGCUGAGCUGCAAAGUUCGUUUUUGGGGAGUAUCGUCUUUUUUUAAUAUUGUUCAUAAGACGAGGAGUCACAGUUUAAAUCUAACGUCUGUUUAGAAAGUCUAGAAUAUCAACCUUUUUGUGCGUAAUCGCUCGUUUUUACUUUGGUGAACGUUCAGGAGCAAACAUCUGUUCCAGGACUCGUUCUCUCAGUCUAAGAGUUAAAGUUUCGUUCGGAGUUUUCCUAACUUUCCUCCAUACAUGAGUUCAGACCUACCGUCACUGGCCAAACCCUCCGCACCGUGCGUCCUUGGUAAUUGGAGACCUCACUGUGCCAUCCACUCUACGCGCGCUCUCCCCCGCAGCAGCGAUGCAGCACGAGCGGCUGCUCAAGGUCCUGGUCAUCGGUGACCUCGGCGUCGGCAAAACGUCCAUCAUCAAGCGCUACGUGCACCAGGUCUUCUCCCAGCACUACCGCGCCACCAUCGGCGUGGACUUCGCCCUCAAGGUGCUGAACUGGGACCACAAGUCGGUGCUGCGGCUGCAGCUGUGGGACAUUGCCGGGCAGGAGCGCUACGGCAACAUGACCCGUGUGUACUACCGAGAGGCCGUGGGCGCGCUCGUCGUCUUCGACAUGACCCGACUGUCCACGUUCCAGGCCGUCCUCAAGUGGAAAGGAGACCUGGACUCCAAGGUCGCGAUGGGCAAUGGGCGGCCGGUUCCAGCAGUUCUAUUGGCCAACAAGAGUGACCAGCGGCGCCAAGGCCUCUGCCCCAAGCUGCCCAAACUGGAGAACUUCUCCAGAGAGUACGGAUUCGUCGGCUGGUUUGAAACGUCUGCCAAGGACAACAGCAACAUCGACGCCGCCAUCACGUGUCUGGUGAAAAGCAUCAUGUCAGUGGAGGAGGAGCGAGUCACCAGCGACGCCAACAGCGCCACCACCAAGAGCGACGCCAUGGACAGCGUGGUGCUGCCGCACUUCGACUACAACCAGAAGGAGAAGGGGCUGAGCGGAUGCUCCGGUUGCUCCGGAUCCAAAUCCAGAGACAACGACUGACGGAGCGAGCGAGGAGACGGGAGGGAGACCACUGCUGAAAUAUUCAGAUGUUCUAACUUGAAGCCGUCUCCUCUCCCUCGGCUUCCACAAAUUUUAUUUUUGUAACAGAAAUUAAGUUAAAAAUAAUGUAUCCCCUCAUUUCCACUGAAAAAGGUCCUUUAUUUUGAAAAAGCCAUGGUGACGAUGUUUCUUUUAAAAAGAGUUUUUGGAUGUGAACUCUGGAAAAUGUCCAGAAUAUUGGGUCUGGAUAUUUUCUGGAGUUAGUGUUUCUCAUGUGAGGCGGCAGCAGGAGAUUGUCCGGGUCAGACUCGUAACACCCAAAGCUCUGGAUUCUCCUCGUCUGUCCAAGUGGACGUCUUCAUCUUCUACGUGCACGGCUCCUCUUCUUCAUCCUGAGAUAUCAGGAUUCUUCUGGUUUUUUAUGAUCAUGAUGGGAUUGGGUGGUUUCACCUCCUGACAGGAUAAAAUCACAUUCUUCAAUGGGAAACAACUUCAUUUAAACAAGUUGAAGAAAUACAAUUAACUUGAAUUUGAAAAAACUUCAUUCCUAUAUGUGUUCCCCUUUUGAGGACAUUUUCUUAAGUUGGUCCAACAAUUGUCUUUUUCACAGUGUAGGCAUGUGCUCUAUCAGAUUUUCAUCUAUUCUUCCGGUAGUGAUCUGGAGAGGAUUUUCAUCGUCCAUUAUAGUCAGCGCAGUUCAGGUCAAAGGUCAACGCAUUAGCGCAUUCAGUGUACGCCCCUGCAUUCCCUCAGGAGUCCACACAGGGGCGCCGCAACGCACCAGACACCUGAGGAGAUCCACGUGAAAACAUGUCGGGUCCGUUUAUUCCACACAUACAAUAAAAAUGUGUAUUAAUGUUGUGUUAUAGCACUUUGUGUGUAUAUGAAUAUCUUCAUGUUUCUUAUGUUUCAUUCAGUCUAUGUGUUGUUGUUUUUUUCUCUUGACAUAAAGCUUUGGCUUU
This is a messenger RNA of Platichthys flesus (European flounder), 2157 nucleotides long. RefSeq lists its product as uncharacterized. Gene Ontology annotation, biological process: vesicle-mediated transport. The record is from RefSeq and is a predicted model, not a curated record. Gene Ontology annotation, molecular function: GTPase activity; GTP binding. The coding region runs from base 509 to 1195 and encodes 228 amino acids. Gene Ontology annotation, cellular component: trans-Golgi network; Golgi apparatus; vesicle. The transcript has 4 exons. Lineage: Eukaryota; Metazoa; Chordata; Actinopteri; Pleuronectiformes; Pleuronectidae.